Messenger RNA from Mangifera indica (mango), 1143 nucleotides. Its product is annotated as phospholipase A1-IIgamma-like. Gene Ontology annotation, molecular function: glycerophospholipid phospholipase A1 activity. Gene Ontology annotation, biological process: lipid metabolic process. The record is from RefSeq and is a predicted model, not a curated record. Lineage: Eukaryota; Viridiplantae; Streptophyta; Magnoliopsida; Sapindales; Anacardiaceae. The transcript has 2 exons. The coding region runs from base 68 to 1072 and encodes 334 amino acids.
GUAUGAACACAACAGCCAGAUAAAGAAGGUAGGACUUGUGGUCAACAAAAUCAUUAUUCGCCCGGUAAUGAAUUGGAAGAAGCUUAGUGGCGAGAAUGACUGGGAGGGUCUCCUGAAUCCUCUCAACGUUGAUCUCAACAAGAAUAUAACUUUCUAUGGUGACAGUGUUCACGCUAUUUAUGACUCCAUCAGUAAAGAUGCCACCAGUCAGGGUUAUGCAUAUCCCAAAUACGGAGAACAAGAUUUAUUUUCUCAAGUUGGUCUAGACAAACAAAGCAAGAUAUACCAAGUGAAAAAGUAUAUCUAUGCAAACAUAAAUGUUGGUUUCCCGUGGGAUUUGGUUCGCCAGGACGGAUCCACCUGGAUUGGUUACGUUGCUGUGGCCACAGAUGAAGGAAAGAAAGUGCUAGGAAGGAGAGACGUUUUGGUUUGCUGGAGAGGAACCUCCAGUGACGGGGAGUGGUUUAAAAAUUUACAGAUCAUGAGUCCGAUCUAUCCUCAACUCAUAUUCCCGUUUGUCAGACAUCCUAAGGUGCACCAGGGAUUUUACUCCGUCUACACUGAGCCAAACCCAGCAUCGAAUAAAGAAGAAAGAAAUGCUAGAGAUCAGGUUUUGCAAGAAGUUCGUUCUUGGGUAAACGAAUACAAAGAUGAAGAAGUUAGCAUAACAGUGACAGGACACAGUUUGGGGGCAGCUCUUGCUACAUUGAAUGCAACUGAUAUAGUUUCCAAUGGAUAUAAUAUGCCCAAUCCCAAUCCAGGCAACAAGGAGUUCUUGAUCACAGCAUUUGUGUUUGGGAGCCCCAAGUGUGGAGACGAAGAAUUCAAAAAUGAAUUCGACAGGCUUACAAGAAACAAUUGGAAGCUCCGUCUCUUACGUAUUACAAAUGAUGAUGAUGCAAUUACUCGCCUUCCAAAAUUUACUCCUGUUAAAUUCGUUGAAGUGGGAAACGAGAUAACGAUUAGCACCACCAAUGCAAGUGAAGAUGGGGGUAACAAGGUCUCCACUGCUCAUAGUUUGAAGAAUUAUAUCAAAGAACUCUGCGCACUGCAAUCUCCUCUCUGUGCGUAAAUAUAUGUUAUAUAUAAUAUAAAACUAAAUAAUAAUACAGAGAAUCCAUCUCUGUUACUGUUAUGGAAAUA